Microbotryum saponariae is the source of this 643-nucleotide messenger RNA. The record is from the annotation of a GenBank genome assembly. NCBI's taxonomy places the organism in Eukaryota, Fungi, Basidiomycota, Microbotryomycetes, Microbotryales, Microbotryaceae.
AUGUGCACCGUUCGUCAAUCCGUCCACAUCCUGGUCCGUCCACCCGGCCGUCGCCUGCCCUGUCUGCAGGUCACCGCACCACUUCGCCUACCUGCGCCCGCCUUCGCACGCUGCCGACUUUCCUGACUCCGCAGCCUUGCCAACGCACCUUUCUGUUAAGUCGUGUGUCUCGAGAGGGGACUGGAUCGGCAACCAGUGAGUACACGAGACACAGUACGAGUGUUAGGAAGUAGUUUGGAGCGUUUGGAUUACAACUAACCUGGAUCGGCAACCAGUGAGUACACGAGACACAGUACGAGUGUUAGGAAGUAGUUUGGAGCGUUAGGGGGAAGACUAAAGAGGCUCGCGGUGCGAGUGCGCGAAAUAUCUCUAAGUCCAAAAGGGGUCCGAGCGGCGCGCGGCUGGCUAGGCUGGGCGCGGGCUGGAGAUCGACCUAAGCAAGAGUGUAUGUUUUUUUUUUUUUUUUACUGGGGCUCAUAAAUUGCAAUCCUUCGGGUUGGCUGGGACCGCUAGAAAAAGAGCUAAAAGAGGUUAUAAAGCAACGACGGCAAGCAAUUGGGUGAAAGUCAAACCCCUGCGCGCAAAGAGCGCUGCGCAGAUCAAAACCCGCCGAGCACCUAACGCGGACUCCAACGGGCGGUGA